AUGGCCUCACGAUCGCUGGGCGAGCGACUGCUCCGUCCCUCGUCCUUCUCACGCAUACCGCAAUGCUCAAGACGGACAACACCAUCCUGGGCAUGCCAACGGGCCAUAUCGAACACGCCAAGGCAACUUGCACAGCCACUGAGGAAAGACGAUGCCCAAAAAUAUGUACCCGAGCAGGAAGCUCAACGACCACAAAUCCGCCGCGUCACUGAGCGAGCAGCCGCAAGACCGCAGCCCACCCAAAACGAGACGACACAGACAAUCGACUCCCUCUUCGGCGGCAUGACCACGAACAGGGCGCCGUAUAUGCCACGGGACGCAGCGCCUACCUCACCAGCCAACCGCGUCUUUGGGGCCGACUUCGCAGGUACCAAGAGCAGACGGCCUGCCCACAAGCCAGGCCUAAAUUUCGGCGACAUGUCAUUGCCCGAGGAUAUGAUCAACCCGAGUCUUGCCAACAAACCUUCAGAUGCGUCCUCGCUCGCCGUACAGCAGGAAGAGACAUUCUCUCAGUUCCCACGCUUGAACCCCACAUACGGACGUACUGUAGAGCUAGAUGCUAGCCGCGGACGUGAUAUUGUGAGGGGUAUUGGCAUGCUGGGAAGUUUGAUGGCAAGGAACAAAGUCAAGAGUGACUUCAACAAACAGAGGUUCCACGAGAGAGGCGGGCUGAAGAGGAAGCGGUUGGCGUCUGAGAGGUGGAGGGCGAGGUUCAAGAAGGGUUUCCGGGAUGUGACCGACCGGGUGACAGAACUAACGAGGAAGGGAUGGUAA
Messenger RNA from Alternaria atra, 774 nucleotides. RefSeq lists its product as uncharacterized. Gene Ontology annotation, cellular component: ribosome; mitochondrial small ribosomal subunit. The coding region runs from base 1 to 774 and encodes 257 amino acids. The record is from RefSeq and is a predicted model, not a curated record. The transcript has a single exon. Gene Ontology annotation, biological process: mitochondrial translational initiation; translation. Lineage: Eukaryota; Fungi; Ascomycota; Dothideomycetes; Pleosporales; Pleosporaceae. Gene Ontology annotation, molecular function: structural constituent of ribosome.